AUGAUUUGCUUUAUAGUUAAAUUAUUGAUUUUUAUAGUGGCUUAUGUAGUUCCUAGUGGAAUGGCAUUUCAUGGAAUGAAGAAUAAGAGAUAUGAUAUGGUAGAAUAUUAUUUAAAAUAUAUAUAUUUUUUCGUUGUAUUUGAGCAUUUAAUAACACCAACAUUCGGAAGAUUUAUUUCGGGAAUAAACUGUUUUAUUUGGGGAAUAAUACACUUAUCACUUUAUGUUGUUUUAAUUAUUCCCAAAUUUAAUUAUUUAAAUAAUAUUUAUGAAAAAGUAGCUAAAAUAAAUGGUGAUAAUAAUAUUAGUUUUUAUUUCAACAAUUAUAUUAUUUCCCCCUUAAAUAUGAAAGCUAAUGCAAUUAUAAAAAAAUUAAAGACAUUAUAA
Molecule: messenger RNA, 387 nt
Organism: Plasmodium berghei ANKA
Lineage: Eukaryota; Apicomplexa; Aconoidasida; Haemosporida; Plasmodiidae
Product: conserved protein, unknown function
Exons: 1
Coding region: 1-387 (128 amino acids)
Source: RefSeq, a predicted model, not a curated record